AUGUCUGAGAACGAAAACUUGAGACCUGCCUACGAAGAUGAUCAACCUGGUGAGGACACUUAUAAAAGAGGUAAUCAGUACAAGUGGACCAAAGCUCGCAAGGCCGAUUAUGACGAUUCAAAAGCUGAUGCAAACAGUACAAAUAAAAAACCAGACGCUGUAAACGCAACAGGCGCUACAGACGCUGGCGACUCUGCUACGAAAGAAAAAAGGCUACCAAAACGGAAAGUGGCCGUUAUGCUCGGGUACUGUGGAACCGGCUACCACGGUAUGCAAUACAAUCCUCCAACACCCACAAUUGAAGCAGAGUUAUUCAAAGCAUUUGUUGAGGCAGGGGCCAUUUCCCACGCCAAUUCCACAGAUCUGAAAAAAAGCGGUUUUAUGAGGGCAGCCAGAACCGACAAAGGCGUACACGCAGGAGGCAAUGUCAUUUCUCUGAAACUUAUCAUAGAAGAUCCCGAUAUUAUCUCCAAGAUCAACUCCAAGCUGCCAGACGGUAUUCGUAUCUGGGACAUCGAACGUGUCAACAAGGCCUUCGACUGCAGAAAGAUGUGCAGCUCUCGUUGGUAUGAGUACUUGCUGCCGACCUACUCUUUGAUCGGACCCAAACCUGGCAGCGCUCUUUAUAACGAUAUCGAGGACAGCAAGAUAGAGGUGGCUGAUGUAAUUGCCGAGGAUCAAGAAAGCAAAGAUUUUUGGGCGGAAUUCUUUAGAGAGGCCGAGAACACUUUUACCUCGCAGGAAUUAGAAACUAUUAAAAACUAUGUCGCUCCACCAAGAGACGAGUUUGACGACUCCGACCCAGGGUAUCAGUUGGUGAAGUCUUAUAAGCAGCUUGAAAAUAAGCACAGAAGAGCCUACCGUAUCUCCUCCGCCAAGCUAGAAUACUUCCGUGACGCGAUGAAGCAGUACGUCGGUCCUCACAACUUUUUCAAUUUCACCUUGGGUAAAGACUUUAAAGAUGCGAGCGCCGUCAGAUUCAUGAAGGAAUUGAAAGUCUCAGAUCCUUUUGUCAUCGGAGAAAAGGACACGGAGUGGGUUUCUAUCAAGAUUCAUGGUCAGUCCUUCAUGCUUCAUCAGAUUCGUAAAAUGAUUUCGAUGGCGACUCUCGUCACCAGAUGUUGUUGUCCAACAGACCGCAUUCUUGACGCAUACAAGCCUCAACGAAUCAACAUCCCAAAGGCUCCUGCCCUGGGAUUGUUGCUAGAAUGUCCUGUUUACGAGGGUUACAACAAAAGAUUGCAAGAGUUUGGUUACAAUGCUAUUGAAUUCAGCAACUACCAGGAAAAGAUGGAUGCCUUCAAGAUGAAGUACAUUUACAACAAAAUCUACGAGGAAGAAGUUGGGGAGAACGUGUUUAAUGCAUUCUUCAGUUACAUUGACAAUUUCAACCAAGUCACCGGUGCCCAAGGUGCCACUGAGCAGACCGCAGAGCAGCCCACUACAGAAACAAAAAACACUGAUGGUGUGCGGAGAAGUGUUUUUGAUUUUCUCACCGCCAGGGGAAUCACUGGAGACGCCGAGAAGACUGAGAAGGGCAGUAAAGCGAGCGUAGAGUUGCCUGAGCCUGAUUCCGGUCUUCCCGAAAGUACACCCAUUGUAGAAUAG
Lachancea meyersii CBS 8951 is the source of this 1608-nucleotide messenger RNA. NCBI's taxonomy places the organism in Eukaryota, Fungi, Ascomycota, Saccharomycetes, Saccharomycetales, Saccharomycetaceae. The record is from the annotation of a GenBank genome assembly.